AUGCUUCAACAAUUCAACGAAAAUUAUAUCGUGUCAACUGAAGCUUCCCAGAGUCCUCCUCUCCCUCCUCUCCUUGCUACAGGUAAUACAGGUAAUUCUUCUGAACCUUCUUUACAACAGCAUCAACAACCCCUUCUAUCACAUCCAUUUCCACAAUCACCUGCUCCUCAACCGCCAAUCUUUUCUUCCUCGCCACUACUCGCUUGUUAUGAUUUUCGUGACAUAAUUGCGCCAUCACAACUACCACAGGGCGAACAUCUAGAUAUUACGGAAUUUAAACAAUACGAUAGAGAAAAAUAUGAAAGUUCUAAAACUGGUGUUAAUAAUUGUAAUAGGAGACGAAGAAAACAAACACAAAUACGUGUCGAAGAUUGUGAUACUGCUUCUUCGUUGGAUGGAUAUGACGAUGAUGAUAUCAGUAACAAUAUUAAUAUCAAUAAUCAAUCAACACAUGCUGAAAUACGUCGUCAAAUGCAUAUUCAAUCUGAACAGAAAAGACGUGCAGAAAUCAAAGAUGGAUUUGAAGACCUUCGACGUCUUUUACCAAUUUUUAACCAUAGUCGUAAGAUGAGUAAGGCAUUGUUGCUUCAAAAAACUGUCUCCCAUAUAAAAAAUAUGAAAACAAAAGAAUGUUAUCUUUUAGAUGAAAUUAAUCGACUCAAUCAUUAUAUUAAUUAUUUGGCCACUGAACUUGAAAGAGAGAAAAGAUUGCCAGAUAGUAACAUGUUAGUUAAGAAGAAUGCAUCGAUGACGUCGGCACGACUUUGUGAAAUGUGUGAACGUUUAAAUGAUGGAGAUCAGAGAAUUAACGAUCUUGAUAAAUUACUCUUUUCAGAAUUGAAAACUAAAGAUAAUUUCUGUUUUAUAAAGUUGCCAUGA
Molecule: messenger RNA, 879 nt
Organism: Entrophospora candida
Lineage: Eukaryota; Fungi; Glomeromycota; Glomeromycetes; Entrophosporales; Entrophosporaceae
Source: the annotation of a GenBank genome assembly